This is a messenger RNA of Aegilops tauschii subsp. strangulata, 1225 nucleotides long. Its product is annotated as protein OVEREXPRESSOR OF CATIONIC PEROXIDASE 3. Gene Ontology annotation, biological process: regulation of transcription by RNA polymerase II. Gene Ontology annotation, molecular function: DNA-binding transcription factor activity, RNA polymerase II-specific; DNA binding. The record is from RefSeq and is a predicted model, not a curated record. Lineage: Eukaryota; Viridiplantae; Streptophyta; Magnoliopsida; Poales; Poaceae. Gene Ontology annotation, cellular component: nucleus.
ACGCUGGUCACUCAUCAUCAGCAGGGCCUGUUUGGAUUCAGACUCACCUCAAAAAAAAAAGUUUGGAUUCAGACAAUAAACCCACGGAGAGGGUUAGAAGACGGCGAAAUAUCCGCAACGAGCUCGUGGAAAUGGCGACGACGGUGGUGCCGCUCGCCGCGGCCAUGGCCGCCGCUCCAAGGUCUCGUCUCCUUGGCGCUCCAGACCCCUCCCCGUUCCUCGGGAUCCGCCCGCUCCUCUGCCGCUCUGCGCGCAGCGUCGCCUGCGCCCUUCGCCGACCUUCCAAGUACAAGAAUAAAAUUAAAAACGAGGUGGUGGUAGCAGAGGAUGACAUUGAUGGAGGUGACGAGGAUGACGAUGACGAGGGUGGGUUGGAAGCACUUUUCAAGCAGCUGGAAGAAGAUCUGAAGAACGACGAUCUAUCUGUCGAGGAUGAUGAUGAUGAUGAAAUAUCAGAGGAAGAUAUGGCCAGGUUUGAACAGGUAUUGGCAGAAGCCAUGGGAGAUAUCGAUGUCGCUGAUGAAUCUGCAGUGGAUUUGGUGCCAGGCUCUGAAGUUGUUGGUAAUGAUGAGGUAGCAGAUCCAAUCGAAAAGCCAGAGCUCAAAAGCUGGCAGCUCCGGAGAUUGGCUCUUGCACGGAACAUUGGUCGGCGUAAAACUAGUAUUAAGAAUCUUGCAGGGGAGCUUGGCCUGGAUAGGGGUUUGGUCAUUGAAUUGCUCCGCAAUCCGCCUCCAGAACUUCUACUUAUGUCUGAUUCUUUGCCUGAUGAAGCCCCUUCUAAACCUGAAACUAAAGAAAUAGAGCCCUCUCCAGUAGCUGAUGAGGUUGAAGUUGAUGAGAUUGAAGCCACUGAAACCGAGCCACAGAUGGACCUUCCGGUUCACGUCAUGAGCACAGAAUGGUCUGCGCAGAAAAGACUGAAAAAGGCGCAGCUGGAAACACUAGAAAAAGUUUACUUCAAAUCCAAACGGCCCACUAAUACUAUGAUCAGUAGCAUAGUUCAAGUUACGAGCCUUCCACGAAAGACAAUUAUUAAGUGGUUUGAGGAUAGAAGGGAGCAAGAUGGUGUACCAGACCGUCGUGCCGCAUACAUGAGAUCCCUAUCUGAGACGAUGGCUAGUUGAUAACUUCAGAUAAGCUUGUGUUAUAGUGUUCUCUUUUAAGUCUGAACUACAUAGAAAAUGUAAAUUCAAACUGUGAAAUGCAACCAGUUUCAUAAGGCCAA